CAAUUUCACAAUCUAGGGUUUAUCAUUCCUUUAAUUGUCAGUAUAUUCAAUUUUAGGGUUCUUCAAAAACGGAUUAUCAAACUUUUGGUUAUAAUUGCUUAAGUUAUGAAUGUUUAUGACGAUUAAUUUUGUUGCUAGAAUUUUUAUAUGUGCAAUGUACGCUGAUUUUUUUUAAGGGAGAAGAAUUCAAUGUGAUCUUUGGAGUUUAAUUUGAUAAUUGGGAAGAAUUUAAUGUGAUAUUGGAAUUUAAUUUGACAAUUGAGAAGAAUUUAAUGUAAUUUUUAUUGUAUAAGGUUACUUUUCACACUUAAAUAAUUUAAUAAUCUACUCAGUUUACCCGGGUAGUAUUUUUUUUAAAAGGUUGCUAUAGUUCAAUGUAAGUGAGAAUUGUACAGAGAAUCACAAAGAUAUCACAUAAUCUAUUCGAGUACUAAAAAACUUAUCACACAAUCUUGAUCGCAUAAUUACGAUUGAUUUUUCAUUUUUAAGCCUUGGUAUAUUGUAUAUAUCAUGAUAAUCUGAUAUGUUUUCUAAUUUUGUUUUUAGUUGUUUGUGUCUAUUCUACAUGUGUUUUGUAAUUUGUAUUGAUUCACAACAACUGUCAACUCUAUAACUCUAAUGAAAUAACAUGCGCUGUUUCAAUAGACAUUUUUCUCUCUCCACUCAACCUCCUUUGCAUCCUCUACCUCUUCCACUUCGAGGGGAAACUCACUUGUGGUAUGUCAUUCCUGAUGAAAUAAAGAGCUCAUCACUCUUGAAACAAUAUCUGGAUAUCCUUUCCCCUUUUGAGAAAAAAAGUGUUCUUAGCUUCCGGGAAGACGAGAUCAGGAAGAAAGCCCUUUUAGCUCGUGCUUUGGUUCGCACUACCAUUGCUAGAUAUCAGACAAAUUCUUUUGUUGACCCAAGAUCUUUGAAGUUUAAGAAAAACACCUAUGGAAAACCCGAGGUUGAUUGGCAAGAUGUACCUGAUAUAAGUUGGCCACCAUUGCAUUUUAAUUUGUCACACACCUCAUCCUUGAUUGCCUGUGGAAUUACAACCUAUUCUCCUAUCGGAAUUGAUGCUGAAGAUAAGAAUAGAACAACAAAAAAUGAUGUCAUAUCAUUUGCUUGUCGCUUCUUCUUUCCCUGUGAAGUCGAUCACUUGGCCAAUAUUUCAGAACCGGAAUUACAGCGCCAGGAAUUUAUAAAAUUAUGGACACUCAAGGAAGCUUUCGUAAAAGCAAUUGGAAGGGGAUUUUCGGCUACUCCAUUUAAGACCUUCAGGAUUCACUUCAAAGCUUCUUCAAAAAAUAAGUCUAAUAUUUCAAAAACUGCUGCUCUUGAGGAAUCUGAUAUUGCUGUUGAACCAUCUCAGUUUCAAACUGGGGAAUGGCAGUUGGCCCUUCUUGACUUGGCUGAUACUCAUUAUGCUGCUAUUUGCACACAGAAUGAUAAUUUCAGUGAAGGUAAGAAAACCUAUCACCUAUGGCUUUGAGAGUGGAAAACGAUUCCAUUUUUGGAAGAUGUGUGCAUGUCUAGGACUCAUUCCGUUAUCACUGUUGGUGGGCUUGUCAAGCAACUCUGAUUGUUCAAUUUUUCUGAUGUAAGUACAAAUAUGGUGAAAUUAGUUUUUUGACAGAACAGUGAACACAAGAAGAGAGCUAAAUCGAGAAUCAAGAAAAGGAUUGUUGAUAGUACAUAUUAACAGUGGAUCUGAUCAUUGGGGCAGAAGCUAAAACCAACUUAUAGGGUGUUCAAGAGGCUCUUACUUUGUACUUUAUGCUCUGUAUUAUUUUGUUCAUUUUAUUUGUAUAACCUUCCAACAUUAGUUCAUUUUAUUUGUAUAACCCUCCAACAUUAUGCAGAAAAUUUAGCUAGGUAUUACAGUAUUUUUCAUUAUUAAUCAACAUUCCACAUUGUAGCAGUUGGGAUAUUGUAUUGAGUCAAAACGAGUAUAAAAUUGCCCCAUCUGUUCAAAGUUAAUUAAGAGGCCAAUUCAAUUUUCUCUC
This is a messenger RNA of Chenopodium quinoa (quinoa), 1988 nucleotides long. RefSeq names its product 4'-phosphopantetheinyl transferase-like. The record is from RefSeq and is a predicted model, not a curated record. NCBI's taxonomy places the organism in Eukaryota, Viridiplantae, Streptophyta, Magnoliopsida, Caryophyllales, Amaranthaceae. Gene Ontology annotation, cellular component: cytosol. Bases 629 to 1474 code for a protein of 281 amino acids. Gene Ontology annotation, molecular function: magnesium ion binding; holo-[acyl-carrier-protein] synthase activity. The transcript is spliced from 8 exons.